CCAUCAAUCCAUCCAAAUAAUCUUCCCCCCAACGCACCACCACAAUUAACAACGAUGUCCUCUGAACCCAACCAAACCACCGGCCAAUUCCACUCCCUGAAGGGUACUGCUGUUGAAACCAUCGGCAACCUAACAGGGCUUGAUUCUUGGCAACAGUCUGGCAAGGAGGAGCACGCUGCUGGUGAAGCCGAAUAUCGCGCUGCUCAGACCAAAGAUUACGUCGAAGGCGUCGGUGAUCGCAUCGAAGGCAAGAAAGACGCUGUUGUGGGCGCCGUCACUGGCGACAAGGCCCAACAGGCCAAGGGCAACCUGCAGCAUGACAAGGGAAAGGCUCAGCAGGAGAUUAACUCGUAA
This is a messenger RNA of Mycena indigotica, 354 nucleotides long. RefSeq names its product CsbD domain-containing protein. Bases 55 to 354 code for a protein of 99 amino acids. The transcript has 3 exons. NCBI's taxonomy places the organism in Eukaryota, Fungi, Basidiomycota, Agaricomycetes, Agaricales, Mycenaceae. The record is from RefSeq and is a predicted model, not a curated record.